Mesorhabditis belari is the source of this 1041-nucleotide messenger RNA. Lineage: Eukaryota; Metazoa; Nematoda; Chromadorea; Rhabditida; Rhabditidae. The record is from the annotation of a GenBank genome assembly.
AUGUUUCGAAAUCGAAACAUUCCAGCAGUUUAUAUUCAGAAAUCCGAAGAAACGAUUGAUUACUCGGGUUGUUCGUCGUCGAUGAGUGAUGUGUCAGUGCUGCUCGGUUUCGUUCACUCCGAUGGUCCGUACACUCCAUCGUGUUCCGGAUUCUCUUUCUCAUCUGAAGACUCAACAUACGAGAAAGCUGUCUCCGAGUGUCAUUCGAUUAAAGAAAGUUCACUCUUCACUGAGGGUCUUCUACUUAAAUGUAUCGAUUUGAAGCCCCUUUUCCCGUAUCUUCAUUUCGCGCAUUUCUCCUCACCGGACUACACCGGGCGAACCGGCGAAGUGACCCAAGUGAUCAGGGAUUGUGGCGCGUCACCGAAUAGUCAAUAUGGGUGUUACGAUGAGGUUUACACCAUUCAAAAAGCGGCCACUUCGACGGAGAAUCGCUUGCCCGCGCAUCGACACGCCGGCUACAUUGUGAUCGGUUUCAAGUUGUUGGAUGAUGCUUCGAAGCCUCAAGCCCUUGAGAAGACUUGGCUACAAUGGUCGGGCGCUCGCGAGAUCUACAAAUACUCACCAAGGAAUUGGAAUUUACGAAGAAUCUCGUUGCUCAGACAUCCGAAUGUAUAUCGAAACGGUCAACCCCGUCCGUUUGCAUAUGUUCUGUUGUGUGAGUACAGCUCGAUUCUUCAUCCGUCAAACACCGUUCAAGCACUCGACAUGUGCGAGAGGAUGAGAGUUCGCAAUUGUGGACACGUGGCGCUAUAUCAGGUCCAUACAGCGUACAACUCACUUCCCCAAGUGCCCCUGAUUGGACAAUCUUCUCCACGAGUCGUUAAAAGAAAUCCGAUGCUUCGUGGCUUCAGCCAAGACGUAGAAUCAACUGAGUCAAGGAGACAAAAGCUUCGUCCAAUGCGCGAUCGCAGUUUCGGCUAUAUGGAAGAAGAGAAUUUUGAGAGUUUCCCAGGAUCUCUUCAAAAAUAUGAUCAUUAUGGAUCGGCGACAAUCAAUAGUUUAAGUCCGCAUAGCAGAUCCCCGCAAACAUAUGUUGAU